Molecule: messenger RNA, 657 nt
Organism: Fusarium sp. VM40
Lineage: Eukaryota; Fungi; Ascomycota; Sordariomycetes; Hypocreales; Nectriaceae
Source: the annotation of a GenBank genome assembly
AUGGCUCGAUCUCUUGCUCUUCUCGCUGGUGUCCUCGCCACCGUCGCGGCCCAGACAACCACCGUUGAAUUCCUCCUCCCCAUGUACGAUCCUCAGCCUCUCGAGGGCUCUGUUGUCGCUGUCAAGGGCGGCGCGACCACUAUUGCCAUCCACUGUCCUGCUGGCACCGACUCCAGCGACUGUGGUGUCCAAGGCACCAGCACUGUCGUUGGUGGUCCCUCCACUAUGGAGAUGCACUACACCAUGACUCCCGAUGUUGACGGAUUCGAUGGUGGUGAGAUUAAGCAAGACAUGCGCUGCAAGCUGGACCCCAAGAAGGAUAUGGCCUACUGCACUGUCGAGCAAGUUGCUGUCCUCUCCGAUAUCACCAGCUCUACUUCAACAGCCACCAGUGAAAGCGGUUACAAGUCGAUGCUCAUCCCCAUCACCGUCACAGCUGGUGUCAACAAGCUCAGCGGCGGCGGCGAUGCUUCCCCCACUGGCACCGAUGCUACCUCUGCUGAUAAGCCCAAGGCCACUGGCGCUCAGGCUACUGAGACCUCGUCUGAUGCUGCUGCCACUCCUGUCCACUCUGACAACGCUGCCGGUCCCAUGGUAACUCAGAACGUUAUCCUUGCGGCGGCUGCUGUUGUUGGUGGUGCCGCUAUGCUGCUGUAG